GACAGCGACAGCGAGUGCCAAGUGCUCUUAAAAAAAUGGCGGCCGCUGUUUGUUGUUAUUUUAGAGAAAAUCACGUAUAUAACUAAUUAAAUGUUUAAUUUUUAGUCCAAAUAUUGUUAGUAGCAUCAUGGAGUCGCCGGUAGAGGAUACUACAGAUGAUCCUGGAGAGGAUCCAUUAAGUUUAGACAGUGUGCCGUCGAAUGGUGCAAGGGUGCCUAUCUUCAAACGGAAGAUUCCUGUCGGCAAAAGGGCUAGAAGAAACGACAAGAAAUCGAGAAUAAGUGAAGAUGGGGAGGACAAAUUAGUCAUUCCUGAAGUGUUUGUGAAGGUGGAAGUUAACGAAAUUGACGAGCCCAUCGCUAUGGACCUCGAUAAGCGAUCGAAACCAGCAAAAUAUCCAACUACGUCCGAAAUUAAGAUCCCGUCAGGAAUAAUAUUGAAGAAAAUACCAAGAAGAACUUCGAAGAGGAACAAAACGAACGCAAAGAAAAAGAAGAAGAAAAAGGAAGUGGUGAAAAUGUCCUCGGAGUCCGAGGAGGAAGUACCGGAGGAUGAUGAUGACGAAGAAUACCAUGAGGACGGCAGCGCUAAAAAUAAUAAACCUUUGGUCUGCAAGGUGUGCGGGCGAAGGUUCUCUAACGUGUACAACCUCCGCCGGCACGUGCCGGUGCACGAGGGGCAGAGAAAGUGCCCGUUGUGUGGCGUCGUCUUCAAGAGCAAGAAUUCAUUGACGAAACACAUGGCCGUACACGAGCCGACAGAGAAAUGUGACAUCUGCUCAGCCUCCUUCCACACCAAGUCGCAACUUGAGGACCAUAAAAACAAGCAGAAGUGCUCCGAACACGACCACACCGAAGAACGGCUCAAUGAGAGCCUCUACAGGGUGGUCUCUCCUACUAACCUCAAAGGAUUCUUAUCAAGAGAAGAGUUAAGCUAUUCCAUCCAGAAUGCAAUUGUCUCCAAAAUGCACAAAGGACGAUCCGUCGCAGACAUCUGCAGACUCUACGCUGUGACCCCAGAAAUUGUCAACGAAAUCUGGAACGAUCGAGACAAGUUCAUUCUACCAAAAAAAGUUGGGAAACGAAGCGUGAAGUACAUGAAUAGUGUAUUGGAGCCCCAUGUUCUGGAGUGGUAUAAUACGCAGAAAGAAAAAGGCAUCCAUUUAACCGGACGUAUGUUCCAAACCGUUGCCGAAGCUAUGGCCAGAGACCAGGGCUUCGUUCAUUUCAAUGCCGGUAAUAAGUGGCUGGAGCAAUUUAAAAAGAAGCACAAUAUAUAUCUGAACAAAACUAGAAGGGAUUACAGCAAUAUGAACCAGGAGUCGGUGUGGAAGACCAAGUUCUUCCAAGAACAGUGGAGCGGGGUUCGAACGCAGUAUACGGAUGAUGAAAUUUACACCGCGGACGAAGUUGGUGUCUAUUACAACACUUCGAAAAGUCGCGUUAGGAAACUUGGCGGCAAGAAGUUUCUGCAUGGAGACCCGUGCGAUCGCUUGUCCAUUCUCCUCUGUUCAAACAUGUCUGGGACUGACAAGAGAAAGUUGCUCGUUUGUGGAACGGAAGACCCGUUAAAGCACUCCUGUCGACACGCCGUCACGCUGCCGGUCGAGUACAAGAGACACAACGAGUGUCACUUCACGACGGGAAUGUUCGAAGAUUACGUCACGAAAUGGAACGCCGAACUCGCGUUGGUAGACAAAAAAGCCCUCCUGAUCUUAGACAGGGCUUCGAUACAUUCCAAACUGGAUCUAUCAAACCUGAAACUGAUUUUCAUUCCGUGGAAGUCCGCAAACAGUUUGAUGCCGAUAAAAAACGGCGUCUACGUGAGGUUCCGCGAAGAAUAUCGUAAUUUGAUACUUUUCAACAAAGUUACUACUAUCCUUAAAGGGGUUGAUAGAAACCUCACUUGUUUGGAAGCUUUGGCGAUGCUAGAUAAAGCGUGGAACCGAACGCCUCCAUCAACGAUAACUAAAAGCUUCAUGGAAACAGGAUAUGAUGUCCAAAACGUGGAUAAUGUGGAAACAGAAACCACUAACUCAGAGAAUUACGGAGAACACCACAUAAAGAUAUUAAAAGAUUUCAGCGUUGAACCAUAUUUCUGUGAUUUGUUCAGUCUGGACAUGUACUUAACGGUUGAUGAAGACCUUCUGACCGGUCAAGGGACAAAUCCUAGUGUUUUUGGGGGAAACCAUAAAGUCAUCGAUCCGAUUGUGAAGAACGAUGAAAUCUUACCGCUUAACUCUGAGAGACCGUUGAGCAAUGAGAAGGAACUUCUGCUCAAAAAGACGAGAGCCCUCACAGAUUUAGAGAUAGUAAGAAAGUAUUUACUAACUAAUGAUACAACGUACAACAUGUAUUCUAAGUUUAUGGAUGUAGAGAAAGUCGUUAUCGAUAGUUUUGUAAGGUUAAAUAAUUAAAAUAAGUUUUUAAUAAAUCUAUUAUUAUCUACUUCCAUUA
This is a messenger RNA of Pectinophora gossypiella (pink bollworm), 2456 nucleotides long. RefSeq names its product tigger transposable element-derived protein 3-like. The coding region runs from base 128 to 2416 and encodes 762 amino acids. Gene Ontology annotation, molecular function: DNA binding. The transcript is spliced from 5 exons. NCBI's taxonomy places the organism in Eukaryota, Metazoa, Arthropoda, Insecta, Lepidoptera, Gelechiidae. The record is from RefSeq and is a predicted model, not a curated record. Gene Ontology annotation, cellular component: nucleus.